CGGUUGUAAAGGAAUUUAAACGGGAAAAAUCGAUUAAGUUCAGUUAUCGAUCUAUCGAAUUAUUGUUAAGUGCGAGAUAUUUUAAUGCCCUUUCAUAUUCAUCUACUAAGCCAUGAAAAAAUACGCUUAGUUAAACUAGCAAAUAUUAAUAAUAGAAACAGUUAAUCAAAAAUAGGUUAUACACGAAAAGUGAGGUUACUUACCAUAGAUGUAUUCGUGAUUUUGGAUAAUUCAGUUGUUCCAAAAAGGUUAAAAAAUAUGAUCGUUUGAGGUUAUAACGAGAGUAAGUAUUUAAGUUCAUAUCAGAUGAUAGCCUAAUGAUCGAUAAUAUUACGCAAACUGUGCAUGAUGUAUCAAGAAAAUGAAGACAACGUUAAAAUUAUUCAACAACUGAUUCCUGGUGCUACGCUGGAAAAUCUACAAGCCUUUCACAAAUGUAUGAGUACAGAUGCUGUUUAUAAAUCUGGUCUACCUUGUGGAAUAACAUCUGGAUUAAUGUUUCAUUUUCUACUUCCUAAGAAAUUAGGAGCUAUAAAGCCUGUGGUAACAGCCCUUUCAAGUUUUACAGCAUUUCUGUGGGGAAAAAUAAUAUAUAGUCCAAUAUGUAAAGAGAGGGUAUUUGGUCCAGGAGAUGUAUUUGCUGGCAAACUCCAAGAAAAAAGAGAUUUGCACGAUAAUUCCAGUUAUGGUGGUAGUACCAAUCAAGAAGAUCAAGUAAAUAGACUCACUAUUUCUUCUGACAAAUUGUUGGAAGAUGAUUCGUCGUGGAGUAAUUUUGAUCCUUUCUUAGAUAGUAAUGUGAGCCACUUUAAUGAUACAAGUAACACUUUUCCAGAAGAAUUAACAACAGAACAAACAACGGAUGUAAAACAACGUGUAACGUAUGAUGAUCUAUGGGCACAACAUAGAGACAGUCAGAUGAAUCCAAAAUAUAAAGAUUUUAGGGGCAGUAGAGGUAUGAAUACACAGAGAUCGGCGGUACCACCCCAACGAGAGUCAGAAAAAACAGCACCUCCGGAAAUGACAUAUGAUGAAAAGAAUAUUUGGAGUUGAAUAAAAUGACAUGUUUUAUAUAAUUUUUUAGGAUUCGUACACGAUACAGUUUUGCGUAACUGUUGCGAUAGAAUAGAUUCCAAUAACAAUAAAAUGCGCUGUUGAAUAAAA
This is a messenger RNA of Osmia lignaria (orchard mason bee), 1164 nucleotides long. RefSeq lists its product as uncharacterized. The record is from RefSeq and is a predicted model, not a curated record. Lineage: Eukaryota; Metazoa; Arthropoda; Insecta; Hymenoptera; Megachilidae.